GCGCGCGCUACAGCACUUCAACUUGUUGAAGUUUCCCCCUGAACUUUACAUUCCGCGCGGACCUGCCCACCGUUCAGCAGCAUGCCUCUCUCCAACAAGUGGUGGAUUUUGUGCGCAGUUUUGCUCUCCUGCCUGGUCCGUUUUGGGUCUUGCAGAAAAGCACAUGGAGUGCCAGCUGAACCCGUCAUCUUUAGUGAGUUAUGUGCCCUGAAGGACGAGCCGGGGCCGUGCAGGGCCAUAAAGGACAGAUACUUCUUCAAUGUCGACUCCGGACGCUGUGAACUCUUUGAAUAUGGAGGCUGUGGGGGAAACCAGAACAAUUUUGAGACUUUGGAAGAAUGCGAGGAAACAUGCCUCGUCUCGGAUAAGAAGAACCCAUGUCAUUUACCCCAGGCUCCCGGUCCCUGUCGAGGGCUCGUGUCACGCUUCUUCUUUGACAGCUCGAGUCAGGAGUGCAAGCAGUUCUAUUAUGGAGGAUGUUUUGGCAAUGCCAACAAUUUCAGGACCAUGGCUGAGUGUCAGGCAAAGUGUCUAAAUCCAGCACCAGAAUCUCCUUCUCCAAGAAAAGACGAUGUUCAGCCAAUCAUCGAGACUGGGGAACAAAUUGCAGGGGAACAAAUUGCAAAUGCACCGUUGGUGCAAGGGAAUGACACAAAUCCAGAGACAAACGAGCUGUGCUUCAGACCUGUGGACAAGGGGACAUGUAGUGGUUCAGAGAGCAGAUAUGCAUACAUUCCAGAAAAAAAGCGAUGCCAGUCAUUUUCCUACAGCGGCUGUGGAGGGAAUGAAAACAACUUCAUAACCCGGAGACACUGCUUCCACAAAUGCAUCAGAAAGGGUCAUGGGAAGAGGAUGAUGAUCCGAGUAAGGAGGAAAAACUUACACAACAUUCUUAAUUACUCAAGAAGAACACUCGACUCUGCGUGAGAUUCUACUCUGCUGUCAGCUGUAUUUAUGCCAAUAUAUGUUUUGUUUGGGCUUUUUUUUUUUUAGCUUUAUGCAUGUUUUUUUUUCUGCUCUGCAGCCAAGUCUGCCACAACCCCUUGACAUCAUUGGUCUGCCUCUGUGUUUAUAGCAAUAUGAUUUUCUUGACUUGUUGAAACAUGUUUAUUCAUCUCAGGAAUAAUUUGAGCUUUGUCAUUUAAAAACUCUGUUAAUUUUAUUUUUGGUCAGACACAUGAAAGUAAUGCUGUGCUGCACUGUGCAGUUUGGAGUCAUUGUUUAGAAUCUGCAUCUAAAUGAUGUUCAUUAACUGAGAUCGUUAGAAGAAAAGACUGCGGGAUCCCCCUGUGGUCUAGAUACUGGUGGCGGUAGAGGAGAAUAAGCAGAUGAUGAUGACGCUGAUAGAGAAUUUGGAUCAAGCUCAAGGACAACCCACACUGGUGGACAUGGGGAGGAGCAGGAGUAGAUUACAAUAUGUUGUAAUGGAACUAGAGGAGAAGCUGGAGAUGGAGAAGCAAGGAUAUCAACAAGAGGAAUGUCACAGAUUGGCUCUUUCUUACUGAAAUGAAACACAUUUUGAAAUAAGGGGGGGGGGUCACUUUUUGAAGGAAAAAGUGUGACAAAUGAAGCUAAAAGUGACACCAAAGAGGGAUGACGUCCUUUCGUCCUAGAUGAAGGUGAAGAAUAAUGAUUGGACCCUGAAAAGAAACAAAUGAGGGCAGACAUUUCAGAGGAUUUAUUUUUUGAAAAGAAAAAAGCUUCAUAAAAACAGAGUUAGCCACUGAGAAAUAUCAUAAAGAGCCUUGUCCUGUUUGCUUGUCUGUGUGCGUCCCUUUGCCGCUCAGACUGCUGCUGCCAUGACCUUUAAUAAAGAGCUGCCAUACAUGAAUGAAACAUAUACUGAACAGCUAUCGCGUAUACAUGAUGAUCAUGUCUUUAUGUCUUUUCAAUAAUAACUUGCUCAGAAAAGGGCAAGCAUAGUAUCAAAGAAUAAUAUUUCUGCCUUUCAUUACAAAACAUUAAAAUUUAUGACCUUAGCAACAGCCUGAGUGACAUACAGAGACAGAUGAGCUUUGAUAUCGCAGCAGGAUAGUCGUGUUUUCGAUUUACAUCAGAAUUUAUGGAAAAAAAUAUAACAUCGUACAAGCAGACUUUGAAAUAAUUGCUACACCGUGCUGCUGAGGACGGUGCUCUCUGUUGGUGUCGUUGUACGUCAGGCAGCAUCUCAUAUUCUUCUGUAGCACACUUGGCUUGGGAUAACAGAUCUUGUGUAAAAAUGAUUUUUUAAUUACAUAAAUUUGAUUUUUAAUGAAUUAAACUUGUUAUUCGCAUUGUUUCUAUCGCUUAUUGACAAAAAACAUUUGUUUGGCUGAUGUUUAUGCUCUGGGCACUAAUGCUUUGCACUGCAGUUAUUAUAUGUAUACAUAUUUUAUGUCUUUCUAUUUUUACGAUCAGAUAUUAUCGUUUCGAUAUAAACUUCUCACUAUAGCCUUAAUGGGAAUACAUCUAAUGCAUAUUUACUGUGUAUGUACAGCAGCUGAUGCUAUUCUACUGUGGUAUUGGCAUAGUUUCUCUUCAGUGUGAACGGCAGCAUUAAAGUUGUGCACAAUUCUUCGUCCAGAAUUGAAUUUUUUUUAAGCAACUCCACAAUCAAGAAACCAUCACAGCUGUAAAUCAUUGUGAACAGGAUAAUGACUGUAUUGUUGUUUGUUGUUGAUUUUUUUUAUGACUUUAAAUCAAUGUUUUCAAGCUUUGGAAUGUUGUUGGUAAGAAAAGCCAGAAGGGGGCAGUGUUGUGUAAAGAAAGACGUUUGUGAGCAGCAGACGAACAGUGCUGUUUACUGUACAUGGCUGUAAUGGAUGGGACUGAAAGUUUAUAUAAUACAUUUCAACAAUCCUA
Molecule: messenger RNA, 2841 nt
Organism: Maylandia zebra (zebra mbuna)
Lineage: Eukaryota; Metazoa; Chordata; Actinopteri; Cichliformes; Cichlidae
Gene: tfpia
Product: tissue factor pathway inhibitor a
Biological process (GO): negative regulation of peptidase activity
Cellular component (GO): extracellular region
Molecular function (GO): serine-type endopeptidase inhibitor activity
Source: RefSeq, a predicted model, not a curated record